AUGCCUAUCCCAGUUCCAAAGUCAGACAGUCUCAAGGACAUGCUGAGCCUAAAGGGCAAGGUUGUUGUCGUCACCGGCGCUUCAGGUCCUCGCGGCAUGGGUAUUGAGGCAGCCCGUGGAUGUGCUGAGAUGGGAGCAGACGUCGCCAUCACCUACUCCUCUCGUCCACAGGGAGGUGAGCAGAACGCCAAAGAGCUGCAGCAAAAGUAUGGCAUCAAGUGCAAGGCCUACAAGUGCAACGUCGGCGACUGGAACGAUGUCAAGAACUUUGUCGACACCGUCAUCAAGGACUUUGGCAAGAUCGACGCCUUCAUUGCCAACGCCGGCCGCACUGCCGACAGCGGCAUUCUCGAGGGCUCUGUUGAGGCCUGGAACGAGGUCAUCCAGACCGACCUCAAUGGCACAUUCCACUGUGCAAAGGCCGUGGGUGCUCACUUCAAGGAACGUGGCACUGGCAGCUUUGUUAUCACCUCCUCCAUGUCCGGCCACAUUGCCAAUUUCCCCCAGGAGCAGACCUCCUACAACGUCGCCAAAGCCGGUUGCAUCCACAUGGCUCGCUCCCUAGCCAACGAAUGGCGAGACUUCGCCCGCGUCAACAGCAUCUCUCCCGGCUACAUCGACACCGGCCUGUCUGACUUCGUCGAGAAGAAGACCCAGGACCUCUGGCUCUCCAUGAUCCCAAUGGGCCGCAACGGCGACGCAAAGGAGCUCAAGGGAGCCUAUGUCUUCCUCUGCAGCGAUGCCAGCACCUACAUGACCGGUGCUGAUAUGAUCAUCGAUGGAGGAUACGUCUGCCGAUAG
Molecule: messenger RNA, 801 nt
Organism: Microsporum canis CBS 113480
Lineage: Eukaryota; Fungi; Ascomycota; Eurotiomycetes; Onygenales; Arthrodermataceae
Product: mannitol dehydrogenase
Exons: 1
Coding region: 1-801 (266 amino acids)
Cellular component (GO): intracellular anatomical structure
Molecular function (GO): oxidoreductase activity, acting on NAD(P)H, oxygen as acceptor
Source: RefSeq, a predicted model, not a curated record